GCCGAUACCGCCGGAUUUUUAUUUUAAUAACAACAAUAUUAAUUUAAACACAUAAAAUAAUAAUAUAUCGUACGUUGAGCGAUCCGCUGUGUUCGCGCCGCACUCCGACCGCGGUGUAUAGGACGUGUUUAAUGCGCUUAUAUUGUAGUGCACAUUUCAGUAUAUAAUCGUCGCCAUCGUUCUUGGACGUAUACAAUAUCUGUAUACGCGCGCACCACAGCACGCCGGCCGUUUUGUAUUAUUAUUACAUAUAUACCACGUUCUGUUAUUGUUGUAGAGACAAUCGUGAGCCCGCGCUCGCACCGGUUUUUGCUCGUCUCCGUUUAUCGCGCCGAUUUCACAGCAAUAGCUGUAACGCAUCAAAAACGAACAAACGCGAUCAAUUAAUACGGCUAGUAAAUUAGAAAAAAAUUUAAAAAAUACGAUUCGGUCGUGCGUAUAGGUUUUUUACGCGGUUCUGCAACCGGUUCGGCUGUUGCGAAAAUAAUAAUUCCUCGUCGCACGCGAUGCGUUGACCGAGACACCACCGGUGUCGGCAAACGAACGGUCUACGGCGCGUUUUAUUUUACUGCACAGCGGCGACGUCCGCGCACACUUUUCGAUACGUCGACUGUUCGUACGGAAACCGCUCGUCGACAUCGCCGUCCGGAGAAUUGGGCGCCGUAACACCGCACGACCAGCGAGCGAUUGAUGCGCAACGGGCAGUGCGUCGCUGCACCAAGGAAAACAACACGCCAUCAUGGUGCACACGGGAUCUUGUGGCGACCGACUGCACGACAUACUGGUCAGGUAUUUGCCGAUACUCACGUGGAUGCCCAGGUACAAGAAGUCGGACUUGCUGUACGACGCCGUGUCGGGUAUCACGGUCGCGCUCACGCUGAUGCCUCAGUCCAUAGCGUACGCGUCGCUGGCGGGACUGGACCCACUCGAUUCGUCGUGGAAUUCGUUUCGAUGCCAGUGACGGGUGGAUUUACAUCGGCGGCGGCUAUUAUCAUGGCAUCGUCGCAAUUGAAAGGAUUGUUCGGCAUUUCGUUUGACGCCAAAAACUGUAUGGAAAUGUGGAUAAAGUUUGUUGAAAACAUUGAACACUUUCGAAUAGCAGACACCGCUAUGGGACUGAUAUGUAUAUUCGUACUGAUAGGACUUAAGAGCUUAAAAACAAUAAAAGUCAAUGCUAAAGGAAUGAAAGCAAAAACGUAUUCGGUGUUAUUGUUUUUAUUGACCACCGGAAGCAAUGUUCUCGUGGUCAUCGUAUCGUCGACAAUCGCAUAUUUUUCAAUUAGACAAGGCCAGUCGCCAUUGGUAUUGACAGGUAAUAUAGCUAGUGGGAUACCACAAUUUCGGUUUCCGUUUUUGGACUAUGAAGACGAAGACGAGAAGUUUACAUUUUUCGAAGGUCUGUCCAGGUUAUGGCCUGGUGCGAUAGUUGUUCCGUUGGUGUCAAUUUUGAGCACGGUGUCAGUCGCUAAGGCAUUCAGCGGUGGAAGGGUCGUCGAUGCAUCUCAAGAGAUGAUAGCGUUGGGUUUUUGUAAUAUUUUCAGCUCGUUUAUGGGAUCCAUGCCGGUCGCGGGAAGUAUGACCCGGUCUGCUCUUAACCAUACUACCGGUGUCCGUACAACGUUCAGCUCAAUAUUUACCACUAUACUAGGCAUGCUGUCGUUGUUGUUUUUAACUCCACUUCUCUAUUACAUACCCAAGUCUAGUUUGUCCGCUGUACUUAUAUGUGCGGUGACUUCAAUGUUUCGAUACGACAUGGUGAUUUCGUUGUGGAAAACCAACAGACGUGAUCUAAUACCGUUUGCCACCGCGUUCGUCGCAUGUUUGAUAUUCGACGUGGAACUGGGACUCCUGUUCGGCAUCUGUGUCGACUUGCUGUGCGUGCUCUAUCGCAGCGCCAGACCAUCGAUUUCUAUCGAAAAGGAAACUAACUCGGGUUACGUAAAAUGGGUGGUCAGGCCCAGCAGCGGACUACUAUUCCCAGCCGUAGACUACAUGCGACAGAGGGUGAUUGCCGAGAUGUCGUCUUCGGAACGCCCGAACAAACCGAAUCUCAUAGUUGUAGACUGCACGCAUUUUGACAAGACCGAUUUCACGGCUGCCCAAGGAAUCAAAUCCUUGAUAAAUGAACUAAAAUCCGAGUCAUGUCAACUCGAACUGAUGAACGCCAAAGAAUGUGUAGCGGCCAUACUGGAAGCCACGCUAAACAUUAAAAUCUUAUCUAUGGCUCCGCUACAAGAUUCCACUAAGAAACUUAAUUUUAUUCAACCUGAUCUCAAUGGAAUUGAAUCGAUGACAUUGCACGAGAUGAAAAUGAAAAAUAUUUGUGAACGUAAAACGUGAUUGUUUCUCUUAUAAUGUAAUUUUACUUUUGUAUACUAUAUUUAUAAACUUGUAAGUUACUAUAUAUUUUUUUUACUACUUUACUUAUUGUUAACUUAUUAUUUAUAUUCUAGGAAUAUUUAUAA
Molecule: messenger RNA, 2465 nt
Organism: Rhopalosiphum maidis (corn leaf aphid)
Lineage: Eukaryota; Metazoa; Arthropoda; Insecta; Hemiptera; Aphididae
Product: sodium-independent sulfate anion transporter-like
Exons: 11
Coding region: 691-2340 (549 amino acids)
Biological process (GO): transmembrane transport
Cellular component (GO): membrane
Molecular function (GO): secondary active sulfate transmembrane transporter activity
Source: RefSeq, a predicted model, not a curated record